CGCUCCCCGCCGAGCACACUGCGCACGCGCAGAGUCUUCCAGCUCCCUCACCGCUCCCCUUCACGGGUCGAAGCUACUGUCGCGAUACAGAGGGAAACAAAGUACGACUGGAUUUUAUAUCGGGAUAGCCGGACCUCGCCGCCCAUUCGGGACGAGAGUUGGCGACAGCUGUAACGGGGCGCUGUGAGUAUCCCCUCCUCGGCAGCCGGUUUGCGAAUUCAGUGCGGGCGGUGACGGCUAGAUCCCGGGGACUUGUUUGUGUGGCGGUGAAGAUUCGGGCAGGGAGAGCUUGUUUAUAAACAUUGUCAAUUGGGAGGGAGCUAGUUACUUUUAUUGUUUGCUUUCCACGUGAUGGAGGCCCAGUGUAUUGCUGAACAGCCAUGUGUGGUGGGGGAAACCCUGACAUGAUGAAAUCGGUAACAUUGAUAAACCUAACAUGACGUGACGGCUGAGAGAGGCGUGCCAUUACCUGAGUGACUGAUCUGGAGGGAGGGGGUACCCUACACUGGGACCUGCCUUCCCCCCCAUGUGGAUCUAAAUGGGAGAAUAGUGGUAAAUAAUAUUGUGUGUGUAUAUAUAAUUCUAACAAUAUAUCAUUAUACACAUUUUUUAUUUUAGUAUGUUUAUUCUCUAAAGUUGUAACAAUGUCAUCUGAGAGGCCUGCAUUUUGGUUAAGUAGCAGGUUUGGAAACAUUUGUACAGAGUUCUAGCUUCCAUUUCAUCAUUUCGAUUUCUAUUGUCCUAGCCUUGAAGUUUAGUGAAUAGCUAGGUCCUCUCCGAAUUGUACAUAAUUAAAAUUGCAAAAUGUAAACUAGAAUGGCAAAUCAUUCUUCAUGUAACUUCUUUUGGCGUUAAAGGGACACUAUAGUCACCAAAACUACUUUAGCUUAGUGAGCAGUUUGGCUUUAUAGAUCAUUCCUCUGCAAUCUCACUGCACAAUUCUCCGCUAUUUAGGAGUUAAAUCACUGUUUAUUCAGCCCUAGUCACGUCCUGCAUUUUACUUACACAGCCUACCUAAAUACUUCCUGUAAAGACUUGUAAAGUAAGUUAACAACCCAUUGAAAAUGAAACCUUUUUAUCUCCAUGCAGGCUGUGCUAGUCACAACCAGGGAUGUAUGGCCAGGUCUACAUAAACAAAUGGGAUUUAACACCUAAAUGGCAAAGAACUGAGCAGUGACCUAUAAGAAGCACGAUCUAUAUACAAAAACUGCUUGAUUUAAAGUGACACUAUAGUCUCCAGAACUACUAAAGCUUAAUUUAGUGUUUCAGGUGUUUUCUAUAGCCUGUCCCUGCAGGCUUUUCAAUGUAAAUGCUGCCUUUAUAUAGAAACGCAGAGUUUACAUUGCUGCCUAGUAACACCUAUAAGGCCACUAGAGGUGCAUCCUAUUUUAGUGCUGCAGUGUCCAGACAGAUGCAUUGAUUCAAUAGAUCUCCAUAAGGAGAUGCUGAUUGGUGCAGCAUAGGGUUGUGCCACGCAUGCGCAAUAGCCUUCCAUAAGGAGAUGCUGAUUGGCGCAGCACAGGGUUUUGCCACGCAUGCGCAAUAGCCUUCCACUGCUUUCAUAUGAGAAAGCAUUUGAUUGACUGAGAUUAUCAAGAUUAAUGAUCUUAGCCAUGUAGGUGGGAUCAGCUGCUACGAGACCUGCGUGACAGUGGAGAAAAGUUAAAUAAACUACCUUUUUUUCUCAUACCUGAGAGGGGCCAAUCACCUAAACAGCCUGUGACGAGACCAAUCUCGCCACAUUGCAUUGGAGAAGCCGGGUUGCUCGCCUGUUGCCUUGGGAUUAUGGCCCCAUGUUAAAAGGCUUAAUUUUCCCCUGCAAAGACAAGAAAGCCGGGUCAUUUGGUGCUUGCCCUGUUUGAGCAGUGAUACCCCAGAUAGCUAUGCCAUGGAGCCCAUUCGUAUAAUGAAAGACUAUGGGAAAGACUUUGGCUCCAUGGCAAUUGAACUGUAUGUGUGUGCUCUGAGCGCCAUUCAGUAAUAAUGUGCGCUUAGACCUAAGCUAUCUGGGCAUAUGUUGCAUGUCUGUAUUUUAUGUCAUAAAUGUAACCUUGUGUAUUUUAUUGUAUUUUACUGUCUUUUGCUGCCAUGUGUUCAAUGGAGUUUUGCCUCUGUCUUUGGAGAUAAUUGGAUUACUUCUAAUUAUCUCCAGGAUAGAAGACUCUGUGGAACUGGUUUUGGGCAGAAAAGCCAUGCUUCCUGUGGUCACAAAGGACUACGAUCUAUCUUUUGAACCACUGGACCAAUUUGUAUGAUUUUGAUGUAUGUUUGUAUUUGGAGUAUGCUGAUUCUGAAAAUGUAAGUUUUUUUUUUUUAUGUGAAUGUGAUGCAUACUUUUCAAGUUAUGAAUAAUGUGGAAAAAUUGUAUUUCUCUUUAUAAUUACAUUACCCAUUGUGUAAGGUAAUUGAAUCACAGGCAGAGGGGAGGAAUUUGUGUGGGAGUGUCUGAAUGUAUUGUAUGUGUUUAUUGGUUGUGUUCCAAAACCCUGUGGGUGGUACUAAUGUGUAAGAAUGUGUACAUAAGCACAAUAAACCCACAGCGCUGUCUGUUCACUGCUUGACCCUCAACACGGAGCUUUGUUCUCGUUCUUGGGGGGAUUUAUUGUAUGCUGUUCCAGUUUGACUGCUAGGAGUGUAAACCUAUUCGUAUGGUUUUUCCUAUUCGGCUGUUUACAGCAUUCAUAUGGUUUCCUGUUCGGCGGAUUGGUGUUCUGCAGUAGCUGUGCCUGCAUCUCUGGAAAGGGGGACGAUCACCUAAACGGUUUUUACCCCUUAUGUGCAAAACGGUCCGUUACACAGCCACUCCAGGGUUAUAGUGUUAGGAGUACAUGUUUGUAUUCCUAACACUAAAAUGUUCCUUCAGCUAAAGCUGUUUUGGUGGCUGUAGUGUCCCUUUAAGCAGGGCCGGACUGGCUCACCUGGAAAUUUCCUGGUGGGCUGGCAUACUAUUGGGUCGCACGGCUCAAUUACACCGCGACCGGUAGGAAAGGAUGCAUGGAGGGUUGAGUGCUAAUGCGACAAAUGGGGGGCUCAUGGGACACGUGGAGAUGCUGCUGAGACACAUGGGAGGGCUAAGAAGAUAAACAGGGCUGGGAGGGGGCUACAAUGGAUGCGUGGAGGGCAGGAACCCCUUACUCUCACUUCCUGCUGGGAGUGUUGCCCUUGGACCUCAGGGAAAAAGUUAAGCUGUUACUAACUGGUUUGGCUAAUUACAUUGGUAGAUGCACCAGGACAAUCCUGGCACCAUAACAACUGGCAGUGAUUAUGGUACUUGGAGUGUUCCUUUAGUAUUUUGUUUCUGCAUAAUUUUCAAGAGCUAGUUGUGCUUAUAGUUUUUGUUUUCUUUGUUAAAUUACCGCCUGUUAAGACACCUCCCGUGUCUUUAAGUCAAACCGCCGUUUAGUAAACCUUCCCCGGCUGCAGUACCGUCUCUGUUCGCUUACUCUAUAAUCCACGAACGUAAUGCAGGGGAAGCGACAAUCUCCCGAUCGAAAUCCACGAACGGCUCCAAACUCCCGAACGGCAAUAUACGAACUGCUAGGAACCGUCGAACAAUAAUAUCCCCAAAGCGGCUUUCGUUCCAUCCAGCAGUCUCUAACCGUGAAGAAGAAAUCCCCCCAAUAACGAGACAGAAGCUCCGCAUUGAGGGUCAAAUAAGAUCUGGGUUUACUGUGGGCUACCUGCCCGUAUUUAUGCAGGUCUCCCACCUGGUGGACACUCCCCUAGGGGACCAAAUGGAAGACUUAAAUUACAGACAGAUAGAAGGACAUUUCAGACACACAGUCACAUAUUUUACCCACAGUGCAUUCUGAUUCCCUCCCCUCUGUCCUGGAGUUAAUUACCAAGUAACUCAAUUAACUCCAGGACAAGGACAGUCGCCAUCUUAAACAUGAAAUAAUAAAAGACAUAAAAAUGCAUAACUACAUGAAAACUGAACAUUUCCCAUUCGUAUUACAUGUCCCCAGAUAGCCUGGAUCUGAGUGCAUAUUAUUGGCGAAUAGCGCUCAGAUCCCACACACAUAGUUCAAUCGCCAUGGAGUCAAAGUUCUUACAGUCCUUCGGUACACGAAUGACUCCAUGGGUGGGCUAUCUGGGUUAAGUCUUUUGUAUGCUCUCAAUCUCCCGAACGGCCGAUGUUCGCAUGCUUUCGUGGAGGCAGCCAGGCGUUCCCUUGUUUCAGCGGUGUUCGACAGAAAAAGUGUCCGUUUUCCGUUCCAUAGAAAUAGAGCCAAACACCGCUGAGCGUUCGCAUGAUUUAAAAUGGCCGCUGCCUCGUGGUCGACAUACGAACGACGACCACCCUGAGUUCGGUUUAAUUGAGAAGUGUCUGCGGUUAACCACAACGUUAUAAUGGUGAUCACUUCGUUAACCUGCAGCACACUCCUCACUUGGGUGGCCGUUCGUUCGGCGGUUUUGUUCGGGAAAAAGAGUCAUUCGAAUGGCUGGGCUAUAGAAACCAGCCAUUCAUACGAACGGGGACAAACAGACGAACGGGCAAAAAAUCCAGCAGACAGAUGGUUCUGUCACACCGCCAGUUUAGUUAGAAAAGAGCCAGAAUGUGUAAUGUGCUGUUUGAACCAGGUGGUUUACAGGUUUGCAUAAUGAAGAAAUAAAGCCAGGCUUCUAGACUGCCUAGUUUUCAAGACUUCACUAGUUAGUACCAGUAGUGUGAAUGCUGUGUUCUCCCAGAAAUGGUUGGUUAAGAGUUGUAAGAAUGAAUAGGGAACGAGUUCACAAAUAAAACUGGUAUGGAAAUUUUAUUAUAUAACCCAAGCACGAUAGCAUAUGUAAUGGAUAUCGGCACUGAACAAAUUUCCCAAACCUUAGGAAGUAUAUCUUUGUUACAAACUCACUGACAUAGCUCCAAAAUCAGGGCACUGCACUUCAGUUAUUGUGGGUACUAUGGUAACCCACACCUCUACCAGAUAAUUGUAAUUACAAAGCCACUGGGUUAAAGGACCACUAUAGGCACCCAGACCACUUCAGCUUAAUGCUAGGUCCAUCUAGGAUUAACCCUUUCUGCUGUAAACAUAGCCUCUAGUGGCUGUCUCAUUGACAGCUGCUAGAGGCGCUUCCGUGCUUCUCACUGUGAUUUUCACAGUGAGAAGACACCAGCGUCCAUAGGAAAGCAUUGAGAAUGCUUUCCUAUGGACUGGCUGAAUGCGCACGCUGCUCUUGCCGCGCAUGCGCAUUUAGACGAUGACGGGGAAAAGGAGGAGGAGAGUUACCCGCGCCAAGGGAGCCGGCGGGGGAAAACAGGUAAUAUUCAACCCCUUCCACCUCCUAGAGCCCGGCUGGAGGUGGGCCCUGAGGGUGGGGGGGACCUAGAGACCCUAUAGUAUCAGGAAAAUGAGUGUUUUUUUCUGGCACUAUAGUGGUCCUUUAAGAUUAAGUUUUUUCUUUUUUUUUUUUUUUUUUCAAACAUAGGCAUGAACACUUUAUUGUAUUUUAAUGGGACCUUUGUCCAAAAUGUAUGUAAUUCAUCUAGAAAAUGUUCAAUCUUUUUGAAUAGGACUACAGCAAUAGUUUUCAGAUCAUACAUUUUGGUUGUUAAAUUCAAGAAAAAAAUUAGCAAGCUCAUUCUCUGUGGGCUUGGCUUUAUAGACACUUUUCUUGUUUUUAAAGCAUGUAAAAGAUUGUCAUCUUUUUAAUUCAAUCACUUCACAGUGAUAGUUUUGAAAGAGGUGGAUUUCUUGGAAGUGUUUCAUUUUUACUUAUGUAAGUAGUGUUUGAAUUGCUGUACUAGUGCUAAACAAUAAUCUAUACAUUGUGCUAGCACAAGGAUGUGGAAUUUAUAUUGCCUGAAACAUGCAGUUCUGGGCAAGCAUUUUUUCUAUCCUUUCACCUCUGGCGUGGACAAGAAGCAGGGAUGUGUAUGAGUGGGGGAUUUGUGCUUUAGAAGAACUGGACACAGUAUUUCAGAGCUGGCUAUGGGGCCCCCAGUAGACCACCGGUCAGUGUACAGAGCUUAUGGCCGCCAGUAUGCAGCAUGACGUCAUAACCCAGUAGCCGACAAAGUGCAUGGAGGAAAGAGAAGUGAAGAGGACAAGCUCCAUCCCGACUGCUGGAUCUUGAAAGCAGCUGGCAAUAUGAAAGAUGCAGUGGGACUGUACUGUAGGUGUGUCAGAUGUAGUUUGUGUGUAAAUGGGCCAGUGUAUGUCAGUUUGGAGUGUGACAUGUGUCAGUGUGUGUGUCUGAAUGCACAUUGUGUGUGUUUAAAAAAAAAAAAAGCGUGUGUGAGUCAGUUAGGACAAGUUUGAUUUAAAAAAUAAAAAUAAAAACAAAUUAUACUUAAAUUUUUGAGAGUAUUAUACAUAUGUAGUUGCUUCAAUGUUCUGAGGUCUGUAAGUAUUGCACUAUUUGGUCCUGCCUCCUUCCCUGUCCCUCUGAACCGCGAUUGUCCCCAAGAAGAGCAGUCCUCCAUCACACAGACCUGCUAUCUUCACUGCCUGCACACCAGAGUUAAAGUCCUGUCUUAGUACUGCAAUGUAAACAUUAUUUUACAUUGCAAGACUGAGAGGGACAGGGACACGUCACUAAGACCACUUCAAUGAGAUGAAGUGGUCUGAGUGCCUAUAAUGUCCCUUAAAGGCAAAGCCAGGGAAAACAAACAAGGAGGAAAAAUUUAAACAUUGUUUUAUUUCUCCUUCUCUUUAUGCUUUAUCUAUUCGGACUGCCAUAUGCACUGACAAUGCUCUUUGUCAUUUUACACAGCGUGGGAAAAUUCCAAAGAACUUUCCCACGCUGUGUAAUUUGACUCUUAACACUCUGGAUGGAUUUCAAGCCAUCCAAUCAAAGUGUUUUGAGUCAUUUUACACAGCACGGGAAAGUUCUUUGGAAUUUUCCCACGCUGUGUAAAAUUACAAAGAGCACUCUGAUUGGCUUAAACCAAGCAAUUAGAGUGUUCUUAGCCUAAUUGCAUGGCAAGGCUAGGGGUGGGGGCUGGGAGGGAGGACAGUAGCCCCCCCCCCCCUUGUGAUUUAUGGCCCCAGCCCACCGCACAUAUUACAAGGAGGGAGUUGCGAGCCAGUAGCUCCCUCCUUGUAAUAAACGGAAUUAACAAAUGAACACUGAUAUUAAGUGUUUGUUCGUCUGAAAUUUCUAUUCAUUCAUUCAUCUUUUUUCAGAGUGUUUAACUGGGCAUGUGCGGGAAUUUUGCAGUACUAUCUAGUGUGGGCAGAUGACGUGUCCCACUCAAUUCUAUCUAUAUAGAUACAGAGAUAUAUAUAUAUAUAUAUAUAUAUAUACACACACACACACACACACACACUACACAAGAUCCAGCGCACUCACCUAUCCACUAAACAGCAACUUCAAUGUUGAAAGAUUUUAUUCGUUUUUUUAAAAACUCCUAAUCUAGGCUGUAACGGCUACCCUGCUGUAGGGGGGUACAUUGAUGUUGUGGCAGGCUUAUGCAAUGUAUGAUCAUAUAAUGUAACUAAACCCCCAUUAUUUUUGCCUAGAUUAGGUGUUUUUAAAAAAACUAAUAAAAUCUUUCAACAUUGAAGUUGCUGUUUAGUGGGUAGGUGAGUGCGCUGGAUCUUGUGUAUUGUAUUAUUUGGUCCCCAGUAGCACCCUCAUUUAUGCAUGUUCAGGUGCGUGCAGCCAACCCCCCUUGUUUCAUAUAUAUAAGUCAGGUAGAAUGGCUGCAUUCACGGAUUUUCCAAUAAAAAUUUACUUUUAUUCAAAUUCCCAUAAAACAAAUCGACGUUUCAGUCCAGCCUGUGGACUUUCAUCAGGAUUAUGAUUAAGUCCACAGGCUGGACUGAAACCCGAAGGUGUGUGUGUGCCAUUAAGAGAACACAUACCUCACUGCCAUUGCACUUUCCCCCGACCCGGUCCCUCCCAGAGGAGUUCCAUGACCCUGUUUUUACUGUUUCCCAUUUUUUUUUUUGGUAUGUUACCCAAGGCGCCCAAAUCUCGUCUAGUUUGUGCCGUUGUCGAAAGUUGGUGGCCCCUAUAAGUUCCAUACUAUGGUAAAUAUCCACUCUAUCUUUCAGUGUUUGUAUUGAAGGAAUAUGGGUACUUUUCCAGUUUAAAACUAUGAGAUGGCGUGCCGCUAGUGAAAUGAUUUUGCGUAAUGCCUUUUGUGCAAAAGACCCUGCUUUAGUGGGCAUAAAUAAGAGGUAGUUGCUUGGAGUGAAGGGCACCCGUUGGAGCUUCAGUGAUGAGUAGGUUUUCCACCUCUCUCCAGAGUGAACCUAUUUUCGCACAUGACCGCCAGAUGUGAAGCAUGGUGCCUUCUUCCAACCCACAUCUCCAGCACGUUGAGGGCACUGAAGGGUAGAUUUUGUGUAGGCGAUCUGGGAUUAAGUACCACUGGUAUACUAGUUUGCCGUGUGCUUCAACUUGGUGAUAGCACUGUGUUACCCCCUUUAGGGCGUUCAGAGACUCUAGUCAGGCCUCAUCUGAGAAGGAUAUGCCGCAAGCUAUUUCCCACCUCUCCUGGAAAGAGAAUAUGUUGAAGUAGACCGCUACCCAGCAGGCUAUUGUAAGCAAUUUAGGUUUUAGUGGAGUUUUCCAGCAUUUUUAUAAACAAUUGCAAUCGAGGUGGUAUUCCCCUAUAAAGUUGCUGAAGCGUCUCUAGAUGUUAGAGGAGUAGGUCUUUUAUUUGUAGGUACAUAAGUAAAUAGUUGGGGGGUAAGUGAAAUUGGGCCACUAGAGUUGGGAAUGGAAUAAUGGUGUUGCCAACUAUUAGUUGGGAAGCUUGAGAUAUUCCAACCUCACGCCAUUUCUGGAGUUGUAACUAGGGGGAUAUGGACUGUAGAGACUGUAGUGGGGCGUCUGGUAGAAAUAAUUUGCUUAGAUUCUGAUUUAGGAGCAGUGUGUCCCACGUGUUUACCAUAAGAGUGGUGGUGAGAAAUGCGGCAGGCAACGUUGACCUAAGGUGUUUGGGUGUCCAGAGGUGCUCUGUUAGGGAGAUACCUGGUGUGCGUUGUUGCUCCAUGUCCACCCAUCCCAAUGUGCAUUUUGGUGCAUGAAUGGUAGCAACAGCUUGCAAGAUGGAUGCAUUGUAAUAUAAGGAAAUGAUGGGUACGCCCAUGCCUCUGUUUUGGGUUGGCAAUUGUAGCAAGGUCAGUGGAAGUUUGACUUUCUUGUUGGCUCAGAGGAACUGUGUAAGCACCCUCUGCAGCAUUUUGCAGUAGGAAGGGGGUAUAGAAAUGGGGAGCAGUCUGAAUAUAUACAAUAUUUGUGGCAGUAUCAUCAUCUUAGUUGUGUCGAUUUUCCUUGCCGAUGAUAAAGAUACUGUUUUCCAUUUAUUAAGCUCGGUUCUACACUUCGAGAUAAGUGGUGUAUGGUUAUGUUUGAAAAUAUUUGACGUGGUCUUAGUAAGAUUUAUUCCCAGGUACGUGAUGUAGGAAGCCAACCAUUCCAGUGGGAAGGCAGGUUUUAGGUAUGUUAGUUUUGUCGAAGGCGGUUAAUAGUAAUCGCCUGGCAUUUUGAGAGGUUUAACCUAUAAAAUUAAAUUGUUCCAUAAAAAGCCAAAAGAGAGAGACUAGCUGGCAGUGAUAGGCUGGGAUUACCCAAGGUGAGGAUUAUGUCAUCGGCAAACAGUGAGAGCUUGUGUUCUGUGUUGCCUAUGAUAAUUCCACUGAUGUCCAGACUGUUUCUUAUUGUCUGUGCCAGUGGCUCCAGGGAUAGGAUAAGCAAGGGGGGGGAACAGGGGGCAUCCCUGAUGUGUGCUGUUCGUGAUGCCGAUAGGACCUGGGUGGUUGUAGAACGCCAUAAUCCCUUUUAUGGCAUCCAGAGGGAUCACAAAUUUUUCCAAGACCCUUGACAUAUAACCCCAGUGGAGCCUAUCGAAGGCCUUCUCUCAUUAAGCGCGACAAGAAGGCCUCCAGUUUUAGUUUUGUUCAAGUGGUCUAUAAGGUUAAUCAGUUUCCUGGUAUUAUCCAAGCUUCGGCGGCCUCUCAAAAAACCUGAUUGGUCGUUGGUUAUCAGUUUAGGCAAUAAAGUGGAGAGUCUGUUAGCUAUUAAGUUGGCGUAUACUUUGGUGUCGCUGUUCAAACGAGAUAUGGGUUGAAAAUUUGCGCACUGUGUGGCUGGUUUGCCAGGUUUUGGUUGAGUAGAAAUGUGUGCUUUUAACAUUUCUGCUGGUCGUUGUCCUGCCGAAAAACUGCCGUUAAACAGGGUGACAAUAUGGGGGGAGAGCACAGCUAAGAAUGAUUGAUAAUAAAAGUUGGUCACUCCGUUGGGUCUUGGGGAUUUACCAGGCGGGAGUUUGGCAAUGCUUUGCGUAAUCACCUACACAGUGAAUGAGACGAGCAGGCCAGCUGAGUCCUUUAUGGACAGUCUAGGGAGUUUUAUCUUGUCCAUGAAGGUGUCUAUAUAGUGUAUGGUCAGUAGUGUGGGGAUCUGAGUCAAGGUUAUAUAGGGUACUGUAUUUGUAAUUUGUAUUUGCGAAUUUGUCAGUGAUUGCUUGAGGGUUUAACAUUUUUGCCUUGUUUGGGGGGGCUAGGAAGGUUAUUCUGGAGUUGCAAAAAUAAGAUUUACCUAAACACACAAAUCGAGAGAAAAAACUCAUAGGGAAGUAAUGUUAAUUAACAAUUAGCCCCUUAUUUCAAUGUUGCACUCAUAACAUUGGAGAAAUAUUCAGGCUCAUCAAUAAUGCAUGGACUCUCAUGGAUUCAUCAUUGUUCGUAUGUCAAGUGAUGCAUGAAAAAGAUAAACAUAAUACAGCGCUACUAUAAAAUAAAAUCAUACGCUUUAAUAAAUGCACUUACAGUGUACAAGGAGUUAAAAAGCCCAUCAAUACAAUUCUGCAAUCCCAAUCUAUAUUAUUAUUAUUAUUAUAUUUAUAUAGCGCCAUCAAAUUCCGCAGCGCUUUACAAUGGGUGGACGAACAGACAUGUAGUUGUAACCAGACAAGUUGGACACACAGGAACAGAGGGGUUGAUGGCCCUGCUUAAAUGAGCUUACAUGCUAGAGGGAGUGGGGUAAAAUGACACAAAAAGGUAAGGAUAGUAUUGGACCAGUGACAGUUGCAGUAGAGGAAUCAUUUUAAUUAACAGUUUAAUUGAUACGCUUUUAUGAAGAAGUGGGUUUUUAACAAUUUUUUUGAAGGAGUGGAGACUGGGUGAGCAUCUAACGGAGGAGGGAACCGAGUUCCACAGGAACAGUGCAGCCCUCGAGAAAUCUUGAAGGCGAGCAUCAGAGGUGGGAGUACGAACAGAAGAUAGAUGUAAGUCUUCAGCAGAUCGUAAGGGCUUAGACGGGACAUACUUGUGUAUAAGGGAGGUGGGAGGUGGGAGCAGCAUUAUGUAGCGAUUUGAAAGCAAGAACCAGAAUAUUAAAUUGAGCUCUAUAUGGUGUAGAGUAGAAGGUUCUUCACAGUAGUAGUAGGUAAAAAGACCAUAUGUGUAUAAAACAAAAGUUAAAAACAAACUCUACGUGUUUCGUCUAAUAUAUUUGACUUCAUCAGGAGAGAAAAUUAAAUGGCAUACAGAUAAAGUGUUUAGGUAUAUCUUAUCUUUCCAUGUACAUUGAGGAGUGAGAGGACUCCUUUGUUAUACCAAAUCAAAAGGAAGUAAUUAUCGUUUUACAUUCAUUGUAUAUAUACUGCACCUGGGUGGUCUAAUCUUGUUAUUCUGGAGUUGGCUAGUCUCUCCUUCAGUCUGGAGGCUAACAGACUUGUUGCUUGUAUUUUUGUUUGAAUCUUUUAGGUAUGUGGCUUCAGAGAUUUUGUAUUCUCGCACGUAUGGGAAACAAGCCAUUUUGAGGAUGAUGCAAUAGUGUUGCAAGAUUACAAAAGUACACAGUACAGGAUGGUGUAUGUAGAAUUUAUUUAUUGAUGUCUCCAGAAUUAAGAGGUUGAGUUGUUUUUUCAUAACACCUUUUUGCAACAUUUAUGCUGUACAUAAUUCAAAAUUUUGUUAAAGAGCUGCCCCUCCCCCCCCACACACAAUUAUAUCCAGUUUUUACUUGAGAGCAGCCUGCAGGUGGUGGAGGAAAAGGUCUCCAGGGCAACAUCAUCCACUGUUUGCCUGUUCUUUCCACUGGGACUUUAUGAAACUGAAACAAACGAAAGUAAUUAAUAAGGAGUCAUCUAGCUGGUAACUGAUAAGAUGGGAAUUAAAUUGGCAUAAGACUGUAAUCCUAAUCAGUUUACAUUAUUUUUCUUACACCAUUGAUCCAUGUGUCAUAGGAGAACUAUUUGUUUAUAUUAUUUAUUAUUUGAUGUUCUGCAAUUGAAAUGAGUACAUUUUAUGCACCUACCUGUUGAGAUGGAUGUUUGCUACAGUUUGUUUAUGUUGGUACCAUUAUUAGCAUUUAUAGUGUAUCACUGUACAAUUGGGAAAUAGAUAGUACAAUAUACACAGACCAGUAGAAAAGGUAAAAAGUGUCCUGCCCGUGAACUGAAAUCUUGCCACGAAGCUCUUUCACAAAGUACUUAGCUAGAUAGCCUAUGGACUUACAAUUUUAAAGGUUAAUAUUGGAAGCUAUAGGUGAUGACCAGAGAGAAUAAAGAAUAAUUAUAGCUAUUGGUAACCUGUGUAAGUAAUGAAGAGAUAAUGGAGUUAGAUAUCAAACAGCUGGAGAAGCAUUCUAUUAAGUUUGUUGGUAGUGCUUAGAGAAAAUUAAGUUGCUCUGUAUGUUCUGUUUAAUUUGUUUGCAGCCUAGAGAAAAGGAAUGGAGAUUAGACCGUUAUAUCAGGGCUUGACAAAAUUUUUUGAACCCCUUAAGGACACAUGACAUACCUAAGGUGGAUACCUGGAAGGUAGCUAAAUGAUUUAGUUGUUGAAGGCAUGGAACCGUGUUCCCCUGUUGGCGUCUGAGCACUGGUCCCUGCUUGUGCGAAAUUCUCUUUGGAGAUGUGUCGCCGCUGGGUUGGUGCAAACCGUGGUUGCGUGCCCGGGAAUCUUCAUAAAGGCUUUGCCCCGCGGAGCAUGAGGUGUAGGGCCUUCACCAUUCCAGUCGUAUUUAGGUGUCCGUAUCCUGGUGUCCUCUUGGAUAGUAUGGCAGCAGCUCUUGCCUGGACACCCACUUAUCUCCAUGUCAAUAGUGGGCACUGAGCUUUCCUCAGUGAUAUUCCCCCAGGCCUUUGGCCAAAAAUGGGUUCGGGCCGAGAUAAAACCAGCCAAUCAAUGGGGCACAGACGUAGCAGGCCCAUCCUGGGUUGUGUAUUAAAUGAGUAAUGGAGAGUAUGGGCAGAGUCCCCUAAAUAUCUGUAGGUCCUCAAGGUCUCCUAUGACAUAGGACCCCUAGACACCAACCCUUUCUGGCAGUGUAAUACUGUGUGGAUAACCUGAAUAUGGACUGGCAGUCCCUAAAUGCCCAGCAGGCAAAAUAGUGGUUUAAGCUGAAGUUGUUCCAGUGAUUUAUAGUGUCCAUAAAAGCAAGAUAUACUGAGCGAUACCUUCUUUAAAUUGUGAAUUGGUAAGCACAAGCACAUAUAUAAUAGAUAAUAGAUCAUCAUCGUCAUACCACCUGAAGGGUAUUGUACCAAUGGUCUCUUUCAGGAGUAUGGUUAAACCAUAGUCAACUCAAUAAAUCUCCCCAUAGAUGCUGGUAAAAUGGAAUAGUGUCAGCAUAGACUGGUCUCCCAUACCAGUUGGAGGCAGAGUUAGGUCUGUUUAGCUUUUAAUACAUGCCAUUUACAGCGACUUAUACCAGAGUAGUCUCACCUGAGACCCAUAGCUGGACCAGAAUGUAUAUACUGUAAAGCACCUCAAUCUUAGAGCCCUGUAGAGCCUGUAUAACCGAGUCACAUAUACACGUAACUCAGUGUUCCGAGAUGUAUACUGCCAUUUAAAAUUCUCAGUUAACUGUGGUAUAAACUGUCAUAAACUCACAUUAAGCUGUGAUAUAUAAACACUGUAUUGAAACUCAUCAAUCUGUGAUCUAAACUGUGAUAUAUUCAUAGACAGAAAAAACAGUGAUCAGAUGAACUGUAUAAGUUCAUAGACAUAGAGAAUACAGUGAUUUGAUGAACUGUAUAAAUUAAUUGACAUAGAGAAAACAGAGAUUUGCUAAAAAGAUUAUGGAAGACUUGUAGAAAUCAGCCGGUGAAUCCUAGCAUGGCAACAAUAGGCAAGACCCGGUCACUGUGGUUGGAGGAGGGGUCGCGAGCAGGCGCAUACUCCUCUAGCCGGUCUGACUCCCGCGGCUUCUAGAAAGAGCCGAUCACGACGAGGCGGCCACGUGCGCAAGCUCCUUAGAAGGAGCCGACCGCGAGUACCCCGGAAGGCUCACAAGGGAGCUCAGGGAAUCAGAGGAGGCAGCCAGGAGGCUAGUCUCCAGAAACCCAGAGAGAAACACUUGUCGCCCGCGGUUAGCAAGGGCGGAACAAGUAACAGAAGGGUGUUAGCGAGUUGGGUAGCGAGGGUGGGAGAGAUAAAACCAAAGGGAGCAAACCGAAUAGGAAUGCCUAGGAACCCCCAAAAAAACACCACAAAGUAAGCGAAAAUCUCCCCAAAGAAAACCAGGGGAAGCAAAGAAGAGCCAAAAGGGCACAAUCCCCAAAAAACUAAGCAUAAUAAUAAAAUCAUAAAUAAAACAUGAUGAAAAUAAAUCAUCACUAAAUCCCAAAUACGCUAAAGGUAAAAUAAAUCAUAGUAAACCAUGAUUAAUAUAAAUAAUCAAUAAAUCAUAAUAAAACCCAAAACCACCCACUAGAAGCAGGGGCAGUGGUACUCUGACCUGUGCACUAAACUGAUCUGAAAAUAUAGAAAAACAGAGAAUAGUGCAGACCAUCUGAACUAAACAAAGUAUAUAUAGGGGGUAUGAGGGAAAAAACUCACAUUGACCAGAGCCCUAUCACCCCUGGCUCUGGGUUUGUAAUGCUCCACUUGAGAGGGAAAAUUCCCACACUGGUAGGCUUCCAAAUGGUGUGUUAACUUGAAAACUGGUUAAGCUGUGCAAUAUAGGACAGAGAGAGGCAGGACCUCCAAUUGAAUAGUACCGAAUACACUUUAUUAAAAGACAACAGUUAAAAACUCUUACUUUGCGAGUGGUGGGUUAUGCUGACAUAGCUACCCACAUAAAAGCAUAUAAACGGCUGAUAGAAAGUCACUUCCUGGUUUCGUCCGUCCCAAUCACUUCCGGGUCCGCCUCUCUCGUUGUAAGAAAUUAUGACCCUCUUACAAGGAUAUUCUUUUAGGGAAUGUGUGACAAAUAAGACAUAAACACAAGUGUAUAAUAAAAUGUAUUGUAAAUAUUCAUUUAAGGAAACUGUUAGAUUUUAAAAGGAUAUACACAUGACAUUAUACAUUAUAUCCGGUACAUAAUCAAAAGCUACAUAAUAAAAAGGCAAUACUUAAACAUUUAAAUGCAGGUCUUCCCCUUGCGCCUUCAUCUUGGGUAAUCUGGGACAGCCUCUCUCAGUUCACCAUGGCCCUGCUUGCUGCGUUGUCCUCUCCAAAGAGAGAGAGAAAGAGAGAGAGCCUUCCUUGGUUGUUGUCCUUUUAAAGACUGAUUCUUGGAGUAAUAAACUACAAGUCCCAGAAUCCCUUUUCCCUCCCUAAAGUGGUUUAUCCCGCCCUCUUUCUCCAGAGAGUUCUGUCUUUACACAAGUCUUUCCCUUUGAUCUCUUCCCCCUAGCUAUACUGUAAUGUUCUGAAAGAAGUGACCAGUUAGGGUUGGUUUCUGGGUGGGUUAGACUGCUUGGGAAAACACACACUUCCAUGGUUACACCUAGAUGUCUAUUACUCUGAUCUCCUGAUAACAUGCAAGGAAUACUGGAGGGGAGCUUUUGUUUUAGCUGGGUGUUGUAAAAUGCAACUGAAAGCUUUGAUCCUUAUCACACUGUUAUCAAGUAAAUGACCCCAACUUGUGAAACCAGUCACAUACACAGAACGUUAGCUGCAAUAUUGCAGUUUGGAAUAUCAAUUUCUUACAUCGUGAUGCGUUUCGUCCGCCUCCACAGGCUUCCUCUGACAACGUCAUGGGUAUCUAGCCCUUCCUUUUAAAUGUCAUACUCCUCCCCUUCUAUUAUUCCAUUGGUCCGGGGGCGUGGUUUCCUUAUAAAGGGCUGGUUUCAUCUUUCCCUUAUGAGAAUCUGAAUCCUAUUCCCCUCCUACUUUUGCAUAUGCAUGUUUAAUCAGGAAACCAUUAUUUAAUUCAGAGCUAAUAUCCAACCUACUGUUGCACAUAAUUACUAAAUUAAACACACAAAAUGUUAUACAUCAAUUUAACCUUAUAUUGAUUUAUAUGUAAAUGUUAAAACAAAAUAAAUAUAAUGUAUAGCUUAUGUAAGCCAGUGCUCCACCUAGAGAUCCAAAUGUAGAUUUUUUAUUUAACAAUGAUCAGAGAUAUCUCUGUUAUAAUUAAGAAUUAAGUGUUACUCAAUCCAAAUAUAUAAUUUAAAGGGAUAUUCACCUUCAUACUUAUCACAUAUGGUAUAACAGCCCAAUAUGGAAUACAAAUCUAUAAUUUUCCUAAAAGGUAGUGGAUCUAAAACUUUGGAUCAAUAAGGGAGAUCCUGCUAACACAGAGAUAUUGUAGAAGAUAAUGAAUGAGGUUACUUUCUGUGACAGAACCCUCUGUCUGGUUAUUGUGGUGGAUUCGUCUGUUUCUGCCCCGUUCGUGUAAAUGGCUGUUUUCUAUAGCCCAGCCAUACGAAUGACUGUUUUUCCCGAACAAACCUACCGAACGGACGGCCACCCAGGAGAAGAAGUGUGCUGCUGGUUAACCUAUUGAUCCCAAUUAGAACGUUGUGCUUAACCGCAGACACUUCUCAAUUAAACCGAAUUCAGGGUGGUCGUCGUUCGUAUGUCGACCACGAGGCAGCGGCCAUUUUAAACCACGCGAAAGCCCAGUGGUGUUCGGCUCUAUUUUCAUGGAACUAAAAACGGACACUUUUUCUGCCGAACACCGCUGAAACAACGGAACGCCUGGCUGCCUCCACGAAAGCGUACGAACACCGGCCGUUCGGGAGUUUUGAAACACACGAAAGGACUUAACCCAGAUAGCCUUCCAAUGGAGUCAAUCGCAUACCGAAAGACUGUAAGAACUUUGACUCCAUGGCGAUUGAACUAUGUGUGUGGGAUCUGAGCACUAUUCGUUAAUAAUAUGCACUCAGAUCCAGGCUAUCUGAGGAUAUGUGAUGCGAAUAUAUAAUAAAAGAAGUAUCAGAUCUGAGAUACUUCUGAGAGAUCUGAUACUUCUUUUAUUAUUUUUUAUUUUGUAACAAUAAAGUUUAUAGUUUUUACUACUUUAUUUGUUGUUCCUGAUACAUCUUGAAUCCUGACCUAUAUCCUUUGGUGGUGAUCAUACCACCACAUGCUGUCUAUACCAGAGCAAGAUAUUUGCUCUGAAAUUUGUAAGUAGGAUACUUUUCCUUUAUUUGCACACUUUUUAAUACUACACUAUUGGAUUUUAUUUCUAUUUUUAUCUUUCCAUAUACCACUUUGGAGGAUUGGAUACCGCAUUAUACCAUCACUUGAUAUCCUGAGACGGGGAUUAUACCGUCUAGGCGCUAUACGGCAGAGCUCUGAGUAGCUCUGCAAAGUGUGAGUGAGUCUUUUAUAAGCUUUUAUAUACUCUUAUUUCACUUGAAAUAUUGCACUAUUAUUGUUCUGUACUUUUUUGCCUUGAAGGUUUCAUACAUUCCUAAUUAGAGGAUUCUCUGUAUGUAUAUAUUUUAAUUAUUAUUUGCACUGUUUGGGCGCGGUUUACCACUUUUGUCUCUUCAGAUCCUGUUUGACCCUCAAUGCGGAGCUUCUGUCUCGUUAUUGGGGGGAUUUCUUCUUUGCGCUUAGAGACUGCUGAUUGGAACCGAAAACCACUUGGUGGAUAUCGUUGUUCGGCAGCUAGCAGCAGUUUGAGGAUUUCCAUUCGGGAGUUUGGAGCCUUUCACGGAUCCCGGUCGGGAGAUUGCCGCUUCCCCUGGUUAUGGUUCGUGUAUUACAAUUGAUGCGAACGGAUUACUGAAUUUGCGAAAGGGGAAGGUGAACUAAACGGCGGUUUCUCUUAAAGACACCAGGGGGUGUCUUAACACUUUCCAUACUCCUUCUUGUCUAAAGAAGUGUUCUCAUUAGAACCAAGAUAUAAAGAGACAGUAAUGGAUACAUUUUAAAUAAAAAAUACAUUCAAAUAAAAUACAUCAUAUUAAAAAGCCUGGUUUCUGAAUAACAGAAAACUGCCUAUAUACAUAACUAGACUGUAGAGAAGAGAUCAUAUGUACAUAGAUAUUCUUCUAAAAGGAAGAAAGAGAAAAUGUUAAACAUCAUAAUAUGUUUCUAGAGAAAGAAUGUUAAACAUCAUAAUGAGGAAACAUACCGAACUUGACAUCAUAGUUACACAGUUACAUAGCUGAAAAGAGACUUGCGUCCAUCAAGUUCAUCCUACCUCACAUUUGUUUUUUGCUGUUGAUCCAAAAGAAGGCAAAAAAACCCAGUUUGAAGCACAAUUUUGCAACAAGCUAGGAAAAAAAUUCCUUCUUGACCCCAGAAUGGCAGUCAGAUUUAUCCUUGGAUCAAGCAGUUAUUACCCUACAUUCAAAGAUUAUAUCCUUGAAUAUUUUGUUCUUGCAAGUAUGUAUCUAGUAGCCGUUUGAACAUCUGUAUGGACUCUGAUAAAACAUCAAUCAUAGAAAGUGACAAAUCUCAAAGUCCCCAUUUAAACCUUUAGGGAAUAACGACUUCAAUUUAAAACACCCAUCUCAUCUCUUGUUUUGCCAGUUUAUUAUCCAAAUCCUCCCCCCUCCAAUUCCUAUUGACUCUCUCAAUCCCAAUGAAUUGGAGCUUUGUAACGUCUCCUUGAUGCUUGUGUAUAAAAUGCGAAGAUAAAGGGUGCUCCUUAAAGCCCCUUUUAUUAGUACGUAAAUGCUCGUCAAUGUGGAUAUGAAUUUGUCUAGUAGUUUUUCCCACAUAAUGCAUAUUGCAUGGACAGAUAAGGACAUAAAUACAAUUGGUGGUGUGACAAGUUAUUAACUGUUUAACUUGAUAUACUUGUUUCGUGUUCCCCCUAUUAAUUCUCUUUUAACACAUUUAGGGGCUCCUAUAGUCCUACAUGCUAGACAGUAUCCGCAUUGGAAAAAACCCUUUUCUUGAUUUAAAAAAGUUUUAAUAUGAUUCUCUUGUUAGGAAUUGGAGGGGGGAGGAUUUGGAUAAUAAACUGGCAAAACAAGAGAUGAGAUGGGUGUUUAAAUUGAAGUUGUUAUUCCCUAAAGGUUUAAAUGGGGACUUCGAGAUUUGUCACUUUCUAUGAUUGAUGUCAAGUUCGGUAUGUUUCCUCAUUAUGAUGUUUAACAUUCUUUCUCUAGAAACAUAUUAUGAUGUUUAACAUUUUCUCUUUCUUCCUUUUAGAAGAAUAUCUAUGUACAUAUGAUCUCUUCUCUACAGUCUAGUUAUGUAUAUAGGCAGUUUUCUGUUAUUCAGAAACCAGGCUUUUUAAUAUGAUGUAUUUUAUUUGAAUGUAUUUUUUAUUUAAAAUGUAUCCAUUACUGUCUCUUUAUAUCUUGGUUCUAAUGAGAACACUUCUUUAGACAAGAAGGAGUAUGGAAAGUGUUAAGACACCUGUUAAGACACCCCCAGUGUCUUUAAGCAAAACCGCCGUUUAGUCGACCUUCCCCGUCUGUAAUAUCAAUAAGCUCCGUUCGCAAAACCUGUAGUGCACGAACCAAAUGCAGGGGAAGCGUCAAUCUCCCGACCGGGAUCUGUGAACGGCUCCAAACUCCCGAACGGCAAUACACAAACUGCUGCUAGCUGCCGAACAAUAACAUCCACCAAGCGGCUUUCGUUUCCAUCCAGCAGUCUCUAAACAUGAAGAAGAAAUCCCCCCAAUAACGAGACAGAAGCUCCGCAUUGAGGGUCAAACAGGAUCUGGCUUUACUGUGGGCUACCUGCCCGUAUUUAUACACUCCCCUUGGGGACCAAAUGGGAUACUUAAAUGACAGAUAAAUAUGGGGACAUUCCAGACACACAGUCACAGUUUUUACCCACAAUGCACUAUGAUUCCCUCCCCUCUGCCCUGGAGAUAAUUACCAAGUAACUCAAUUAUCUCCAGGACAAAGCCAGUUGCCAUUUUAAAUAUAAAACCAGUGCACCUUAUUAGCGAAUAGCGCUCAGAUCCCACACACAUAGUUCAAUCGCCAUGGAGUCAAAGUUCUUACAGUCUUUCGGUAUACGAAUGACUCCAUGGGAGGGCUAUCUGGGUUAAGUCCUUUCGUAUGCUUCCAAAACUCCCGAACGGCCGGUAUUCGUAUGUUUUCGUGGAGGCAGCCAGGCGUUCCGUUGUUUCAGCGUUGUUCGGCAGAAAAAGUGUCCGUUUUUAGUUCCAUGAAAAUAGAGCCGAACACCGCUGGGCUUUCGCGUGGUUUUAAAAUGGCCGCUGCCUCGUGGUCGACAUACGAACGACGACCACCCUGGGUUGUAGCUGGGUUGUAGCCCAACCUUGACAGUAGCGUCCUAAUGUGAGAAGUGAAUUCAGCUGUGGUGAGUGGGUGCCCCUGGAGUAGCAAUAGUGGAGUGUUUGAGUGUGUGUGGUGACAUACGAGAAUUAAGCUUGGAAGGAUACUGUGUCCAGAAUAAAGCCCAGGAAAACCAGUUUGUUAGAGUUUACUCGGUGACAGGGUUACCCCUAGUGUGGUGCAGAGGUCUGUGGUGUUGUGAAUGCUACUUGGUGUGUGUGUGUGACCCUAGUUCUGCCAACAAAAACAUGAACUAGUAGAUAAUGGAGGAACACCUGACUUUAUUUAGGAGCAGCCAACAUAAUGUUACAGUGAAAAUGUAAAAACAGCUAAGGGCUGCUCCUUGCCCCAUAAUUAAGCUGGGUAGAAAAAUAGUACCUGUUGUGCAAUUUUAAACUGUGUAAGUGUCAAAGUGAGGGGUAGGAGCUUGAAGGCAUAUGGUGAUGUCAUCAUUACAGCAUGCCUUGCUGCCUGCUGUAAUGAUGUCAUGCAUAGCAUCAUUGAAUUUGCAUAGUGUAGUGAAAUCUCCUCAGCGGGUAUGAGAGAGUUUAUGCCUGAGAUGGAAGAAGAAUGAGGUGCAGAGAGCUCAAUGAUUAAUCUUUUAUUUGAGUAUUAAUGUACGGCUAUUCCAAUGGGAUUGGUUCGCCAGGAUGAGAAAAGAGAAUUAGUGAAAGGGGCCAAACAUGAAGCCUGCUUUGGUUUCUUUGGAUAGUAGGUGGUCCACCGUAAAAGGGGCAUAAUCGGCUUAGAACAGGUUAGGACAUUUUAGUGUGCCUAUGGGGAUGGUGAUGGGUCCCGUGUGAAAUCCCUGUGAGAAACCUGCCACCAGAUCAUCAACCAAAAGCCUUGUUGGGUGGGAGCGUAGUUAGAAAGUAGUAAUGUGAAUAUGACCUAGAUCAGUUAUUUGUUAGGUGACAGUCGGGCCGGACACAUAGUCUUAGUUUGUGCUCUGAAGCAAAUGGAGCCGACGUGUAACAACCGACAUGCGCUGAAGCUGCAUGCAUCAGUAUUAAAGUUGUUUUACACCUGCACCUUGCCCAGAAACACAAUGGGUCUACCCAGCUUGUCCCUCUGCACGCUUUCCUGUCUGGUGUGUGGGGUGAAGGAGUGGUGGGAAGGGUCCGCUUCGCAAGGGCACAAGUCUGUAGAGUGAGAUGUGGAGCAAGUGGCAUAGGAUGGGGGCCUCAAUCCCGCAAAAUGGCGGCAGAAUAGUUCUGUGUCCAUCUGGUACCAGUCUAUUUUAAAAUUAAAUUGAGCCAGAUGAGUUCCCGCCUUGGCUGACACGGAUUUGUGGUAAUCGUAGAAAGAUACUUAAUGCCUAAAUCAACCACCUUGUGAGGAUACACCUGUAGCGGAGAGCUGGUAUUACACAGCCUAUCUCCACUUUAGAUCCCAGGGAGGUUCAGGAACAAGCAAUUAUAAAUCCAUAGGGUAAAGUAUCCAGCAGGCAAAAUAACACAGCAGUUUCCCAACAGCAAUCCCAAUAACUGGACGACACACAGGAUCAGGAGCAGAACUAAAGAUUUAUUCACACAGUGGCCUUAUAAAGCCUGCUCCCAUGCAAGGGAGGGAUUUCCAUUAAUUUGUACAGUAGCCAAUCCUGCUCUGGUAACCGCCCACACAUCUCCUCCCCUCAGCCUGCAUCAUAAUCCCCUUAUCCAGCACACCAAUUCCCCCCGUUUCUGGAUGUACCCCUAAACUUAGGGGUACCACUUUAAAUUAUACAUUCCCUGGUAGCCCUGAUCUGGGUGAACAACAUAUCCAAAAAUCACCCAGAUCAGACCAGGGGUUCGGGAAAUUCAUGGAGGGAAUAAAAUGACCGACCGCACGGGAGAGAACAGCCGAAUGGGGUUCCAUGCGAUGUUUCCGACUGAUGUAGGCUACGGGGUGUUCUCCGCCAUCUGCCCCGACUUGGCUUAAAACUGCUCCCAAUCGGUCGGUCCUGGAGUAAGGGAAUAAACUGCACGAAAGCCUCUUGCUACAGAGACUAGGGAGGGUUUGCCUGAAUCCCCUCGAACGGACCGGGCUUGUGGAGGUCUCAGCGGUGUUCGCCUAGUCGAGUGCCCAAUUUGAGUUCCAGACACUCAACGGCAAAACACCGCUGUUUGGGAGUUUUAAAAUGGCCGCCGCCACGUGUUCGUUUCCCGAAUGGCGGCCACCCCCGAGAACAAAGGACGGCUACUCAGCUUGUCAAUUACCCGUUCGCAACAAUGUUGCAACGGGUAAUUGAAGGCACACUUCACACAGGGGAGGUCUGACUGUUCGGUAGUUUCAUUCAAACAAACUAAUGGAAUGAAACUACCUAACAUUCAGACGAAUACAAUACAUUUAACACAUAUAACUUUGCUAUUUUACAUGAAUGCAUUCAAACACAUGUAAUUCUCAGGACAGCCCAGUGCCAUCCGCUACACUGCUCCCCUUUGCCCACAAGCCGGCAUACAAAGUCUGAACCAACACGGAUCGGCUUGGGGAUGUCCGGGGAGGCUCACGGAUCAUUUCUCUAGGUCGGUUUGUCUUGACAACCCGUCAGCGUUCCCAUUCUGUUUGCCCUGGCGGUACUGGAUGUUAAAGUCAAAAGGCUGCAGCGUCAAACUCCAGCGCAGCAGCCUGGCAUUGUCCCCAGCCACCCGGUUUAGCCAGACCAACGGGUUGUGAUCCGUGAGCAAGCAAAAGGGCUGUCCAUACAAAUAUGGCUGCAAUUUCUUCAAGGCCCACACCACAGCCAGGCACUCCUUUUCGAUGGCGGCGUAGCUCACUUCUCUGGGUAGUAGUUUCCGUCUGAUGUAGGCUACGGGGUGUUCUCCGCCAUCUGCCCCGACUUGGCUUAAAACUGCUCCCAAUCCAAACAUAGAAACGUCUGUGUGAACAAGAAAACGUUUAGUUGGAUCGGGAGCUGCCAAGACAGGGGCAUUAACAAGUGCAUCUUUCAACAGGUUGAAUGCCUUCUCACACUCCGGGGUCCAGGUUACUUGGCGGGGUAAAUUUUUGCGGGUAAGAUCAGUAAGGGGUUUGGCCAGGGCACUAUAGUUGGGGACAAACCUGCGGUAGUAUCCGGCCGUCCCUAGAAAAGCAAGGACCUGGGUUUUUGUCCUGGGGGUGGGCCAUUGGGCUAUUGCCUCUACCUUAGCAGGUUCAGGUUUCUGCUUCCCACACCCCACUCUGUGCCCGAGGUACUGUACCUCUGCCAUCCCUAUACUGCAUUUAGCUGGCUUCAGGGUUAAUCCGGCUUCUCGGAUUCUAUCUAACACCGCCCCUAUGUGGGCCAAAUGUUCCUCCCAGGUGUUGCUAAAGAUGGCUAUGUCAUCUAAAUAAGCACAAGUGUAAUCCUGAAAUCCAUCCAGGAGUCGGUCUACCAUCCUCGUUUUCAUCCCAAACGGCAUUACCUUAAAUUGGUAUAAACCGAAUGGGGUGACAAAAGCGGAUUUAGGAAUGGCCUCGGGCGCCAGGGGAAUUUGCCAAUACCCCUUACAUUGAUCAGUGGUCGUGAGGUAGUGACCUCUAGCCAUCCUGUCCAGUAAUUCCUCUAUCCGGGGCAUAGGGUAUGCAUUGGAUACAGUCUUUUCGUUUAACCUCCUGUAAUCCACGCAGAAGCGGGUUUUGCCAUCUCGCUUGGGUACGAGGACUACAGGGGAGGCCCAGGGGCUAUCUGACAGUUCAAUCACCCCUAGGUGGAGCAUCUCCUCAAUCUCUUUACGCAUGCUUUCCUUCACCGCUUCAGGGAUGCGAUACGGGGUUUGGCGCAUGGGAAGCUGCCCUGGGGUCUCUACCCGGUGAGUGGCCAAAGGAGUGUACCCAGGUAUAUUGGAGAAUGUGUCCUGUUUCUCCCUUAAUAACUGUUGUACCUCGAUGGACCGCAGAGCCCCAUCGCAUGGAACCCCAUUCAGCCGAUCCCCCAGAGUAACUUCCCCCAAAUCCCCGGACAGUCUGCCGUCCCCCAGGAGAUCUGGGAGAGGCAGGCUGUCGAACUCUUCAUUGGAGGGGGCUCAAAUCGCGGUUACCUCCUCUGAACGUCCCUGGUAGGGCUUCAACAUGUUCACGUGGAUCAUACGUCGCCCCCCAGUCCCUGUACAGGCGCCAAUUAUAUAUGUGGUGUCGCAUGUCUGCUCCAUCACUUUAUAUGGGCCCUGCCAGGAGGCCUGCAGCUUGUCAUGUUGGACUGGUUUUAAAACUAGAACUUUCUGCCCAACCUGGAAGCUGCGGUCCCUGGCGCCCCUAUCAUACCAUGUGCGUUGGCGCGUUUGAGCCGCCUGGAGGUUCUCUCGGACUGACUUGGUCAACGCUUCCAAACGCUCUAGAAACGCCAGCACAUAUGGUAUGACAGGGGUACCGUCGGUACUCCGGUCACCCUCCCAGUGUUCCCGGAUAAGAUCCAGGGGUCCCCUUGCUCUCCGCUCAAAUGGGGAGAAUCCUGUUGAUUCCUGCGGCACCUCCCUGUAGGCAAACAGGAGAUGCGGCAGAAACCGUUCCCAGUCACUAUGGGUGUCGGCAAAAGUGCGCAGCAUUUGCUUCAAGGUCCCAUUGAACCUUUCGCAUAGCCCAUUGGUCUGGGGGUGGUAUGGGGCACUAAUAAUCGAUUUGAUGUCACAAAAUUUCCAGAGGCUCUGGGUGACUUCCGCAGUGAACUGGGUACCCUGAUCCGAGAUUAUCUCUUUGGGUAAGCCCAUCCGAGUGAAAAUCCGCAUCAGGGCCUCAGCCACGGUUUCUGCGUGUAUGUUAGUCAGGCCAAUUGCCUCUGGAUAUCGGUUGGCAUAAUCCACUACAGUUAAAAUAUACCUUUUUCCAGAGGGGCUGGGUGUUUUCAGGGGUCCUAUUAUAUCCACUGCUACUCUGCUGAAGAGCUCCUCUAUUAUGGGUAGCGGGUGCAAUUUUGCCUUCCGCCGGUCCCCUCUCUUCCCUACCCUUUGGCACGUGUCACACGUGUUGCAGUACCUGCGGACUUCCUGACUAACCCCCGACCAAAAGAAACUCUGGGUCAGCCGGUGCCGGGUGCGACUGACUCCUAAAUGUCCGGAUAGCGGAAUAUCGUGCGCUAUCCGGAGUAAAACUGCGCGAUACCGUUGCGGUACCACUAACUGCCUCAUUACAAUGGGGUCUGACCCAGCUGCCUGCUUGUCAAACUCCCUGUAUAGCAACUGGUUAUCCCAUACAAAUUAUUUGCCCUCCCCUCCCGGCUGGUCUGAGGUGACUUUGUCUCUAUAGAUCUGUAAGGUGGGGUCGGUGGCUACCUCAGCUGCAAAUUCAGUAGGGGGAGCCCAAGGGGUACAUUCUAAAAUAGGGGAAGGAUCUCUUACCUGGAUCUCCGGGAGUGUGUUGUAGAUCUGGGUGCGGGCCUGUUGUCGUGUAACCACUGGGUGUGCCUCUCCGGUUGUUGGGGUCUGGGGUUCAAAUGCAGACGUCAGUUGGCCCAAAUCGUUCCCCAACAAUACCUCUGCUGGCAGCUGGGGCAUCAACCCCACCUCCACAUUCCCAAACCCCGCUCCCCAAUGUAAAUGUACCCGAGCUGUGGGUAGCCGGUAUACUGCUCCCCUGGCUACCCUGACCGCUACUGUUCUGCUGGUCUUGGCCUGGUCAGGUACCAGGUGUCUUUUAACCAGUGUGAUGGUGGCUCCUGAAUCGCGGAGCCCCUGGACUGCUUUCCCCUCCAAGUACACAGUCUGUCUAUGAUGCUGGCGGUUGUCAGCAUUCGCCUGCACAGGAUCCGCUUCAUGCAAUACUUCCCAUUGUUCCACUGUGUUUAUGGGAAUUGCGGUGCCAUAGGGACUUGUGGCCUCUGCUUGGUAGUAGUGGGCUGCCUGUCGAGGUGGUGGGGGUAGUCCGGGCCUGAUCCAGGUGGAGCGAUCUUUUAUAAUGUCCCCAGCGUUGGCAAUGGUGGCACUGUUUUUCUGUGACCGACUGCAAGGCAAAAACGCAUGGAACCAAUUUCGGCUGUUCCCUCCAGCGCGGUCGGUCUUUUUAUUACUUCCACAAAUUUCCCGAACCCCUGGUCCGAUUUGGGUGAUUUUUGGAUAUGUCACUCACCCAGAUCAGGGCUACCAGGGGAUGUAAUAUUUAAAGGGGUACCCCUAUGUUUAGGGGUACAUCCAGAAACCCAGGGAAUUUGUGUCCUGCAUAAUGGGAUUAUGAGUCAGGCUAAGGGGAGGAGAUGUGUGGGCGGCUACUCAUGUAUGAUUGGAUACUGUACUAAUGAUUGUAAAUCCCUCGCUUGGAGAAUGCUUUAAAAGAAGGUUGAGUGAUUAAAAGUUCAGUUCUGCUCCUGAUGCUGUGUGUCGUCCAGUCAUUGGGAUUGAUGUUGGGAUAUUGUUGGAUUGUUUUGCCUGCUGAAAACCUUGCCUUAUAGAUUUAUAAUACUUGUUCCUGAGCCUCACUGGGAUCUUAAGUGGAGAUAACCUGUGGAAUAUCAGCUCUCCGCUACAUUGGUUGGCAGCGCUGGGAUCCAGACUCACAAAGGAAUAAGGAUUAAUGGAGAUUGAUUACUCCACAUUAAAACGAUCCACACUGAAAGAUCUUCUGGAAACAAGAGGUAUUCCAGCCAGCAACAAAACAAAGGUAACAUCUGAGAAAUUAUGGCAGAAUACCGAACAGAGGAUGAUUCGGUCAGCGAACAGAGGGAUGCGACAGACGGAACGGAGCAAGCAGAGUUCCAAAGGCAGCUCCAAUUCAGACUGUCCUUUUAUGGGGAGAACCCACCGAUGGAGAUCAUCUCCAAGACGAUGACAGAGGUCCAGGAAUUUAUAAUGCGGAAAAGAAGGCCACAAACACCAGAAAGAAGCCCAGCAGUGUCUAUGGUGCAAGUGGGUAAGCUGAAAAUCCCAUACCAGGCGUUUAAAAUGUAUGUAGAAGCAGAGGAAUAUAUAGAUGCAUUCCUCCAGGACUUUGAGAGACUGUGAACGCUACAUAAAAUAAAUAGGGAAGACUGGGUCCCCAUUUUAGCAGGACGGUUAACGGGGAGAGCGGCUGAAGCAUACCGUACCAUACGAGAUAACGGAAAUCAGAGAUUACAGCCGGGUAAAAGAAUCCUGGCCCGGUAUGAUAUUACACCAGAAGCAUACCGGAGGCGCUUCAGGGAAUUGAAAAAAGCAGCCAAAGACUCACACACAGAAUGGGCUUGCCGAUUACAAAGAGCAGCCCUCGGAUGGGUACAAGCGAACCAAGCACGGCCCAUGGACGACCUAUUACAAAUGCUGCUGCUAGAACAGUUUUAUGACGGGAUACUGGCGGACUUGCAGGAGUGGGUGAGAGACCCUAACCCCACAUCUAUCACAGAAGUGGCUAAAAAGGCCGAUGAUUAUAUGGAUGCUCGCAGGCAGCACAAGCUGGUGGGUGUUAAACCAGCAGUGCGACCCCUAGGAGGAAACGCACCACCGAGACAACUACCCCCACCAGCUCGUACAGCUGCUCAAUCGAGGUUUCGCCAACCCCCCUCUGUGCAAUGCCACCAGUGCCAGAGGUGGGGACACUAACUACAAGCGGGACUGCUCGAAGCUUAGAGACCGAUCCACGUGGAUCCGACCAGGUCCACCAUCACUGAGAGCAGCGGCACAUCACUACCAGGACGAGACACCCGCCGCUUAUGGCUCUGCAGUUCCCGUCACUACCAUAGAACAGUGGGAAGUACUACAUGAAGCCAACCCGCUACAAGCAAAUGCUGACAAUCGACAGCAUCACCGUCUACUUGGAGGGAAAAGCUGUGCAGGGACUCCGAGAUUCCGGGGUCACCAUAACCUUGGUCCAAAGCCACUUGGUCUCGGACAAAGCCAAAACCAGUAGGACUGUGGCCGUCAGGGUUGCCGGGGGAGCCGUAUGCUGGCUGAAUACAGCAAGGGUUAAUUUGCAUUGGGGUGCGGGGUCGGGAAAUGUGGAAGUUGGGUUGAUGCCACAAUUACCCGCAGAGGUGGUACUAGGGAAUGACCUGGGAAAGCUCACCUCUGCUUUUGAGCCCCAAACCACAAUCACUGAGGAAGCACAUCCAGUGGUCACCAGGCAACAGGCCCGCACCCAGGACUACAAUACACUACAGGAGGUUCAGGUAAGAGAGCCCUCCCCUUCCCUAGACUGUGUCCCUUGGGCCCCUCCUAACAAAUUUGCGGCAGAGGUGAUCACUGACCCCACCCUACAGGUAUAUAGAGACAAAGUCACCUCUGACCAACCUUGGACGGAGGGGGAAAGAUUUGUAUGGGAUAGGCAGUUGUUAUACAGAGAGUCAGACAAGCCAGUAGCUGGGACAGACUCAAUUGUGCUAAGGCAGUUAGUCGUACCACAGAGGUACCGAGCCGAAUUACUCCGGAUAGCUCACGAUAUUCCGCUAUACAGGCAUUUGGGGGUCAGUCGGACCCGACACCGACUGACCCAGAGUUUCUUUUGGCCAGGAGUUAGCCAUUCCAUAGAACAGCCGUAGAUAUCAUAGGUCCCCUUCGGAAACCUAGCCCUUCUGGCAAGAAGUACAUUUUAACAGUGGUAGAUAAUGCCACCCGCUACCCAGAGGCGGUGACCUUGACGAAUAUCCACGCAGAAACCGUGGCUGAGGCCCUGGUGCAGAUUUUCUUCCGGAUGGGGUUACCCAGGGAGAUCAUCUCGGAUCAGGGUACUCAGUUCACUGCAGAGGUCACCCAGCACCUGUGGAAAUUCUGCGACGGUAAGCCUAUAAUCAGUGCCCCCUAUCAUCCCCAGACCAAUGGGCUCUGCGAGCAGUUCAAUGGUACAUUAAAACAAAUGCUCCGAACCUUUGCUGAGACCCACCGGGACUGGGAGCGAUUCCUGCCUCACCUCCUAUUCGCUUACAGGGAGGUGCCGGAUUUUCCCAUUUGAACUAUUAUUCGGGAGGAGAGUAAGCAGGUCGCUGGACCUAAUUAGGGAGCAUUGGGAGGGAGACCGGAGCAUAGACGGUACCCUCAUUGUACCAUAUGUGUUGGCGCUCUGAGACAGCCUAGAAGUGCUAACUAGGACGGUAAAGGAGAACCUUCAGGCGGCUCAGAUGCGCCAACGCACCUGGUGUGAUCGAGGCACCAGGGACAGUAACUUCCAGGUAGGGCAGAAAGUUUUUAUUUUAAAACCUAUCCGACAUAAGUUACAGGCUGCCUGGCAAGGCCCUUAUAAUUGGCCCCUGCGCAUGCUCCAUGUAAACAUGAUGAAUCUCUACCAGAACGUUCAGAAGAGGUGACAGCUAUUUGUGCACCCAACUCUGAUGAGUUUGACAGCCUUCCCCUCCCAGAUCUACUGGGAUACUGUCAGCGGUCCGGAGAUUUAGGGGAAGUUGUGCUUGGAGACCGGCUGAGCCCACAGGAACGUACCGAGGUACAACAGCUGCUAAGAGAGAAGCAGGAGACCUUCUCUAAUGUGCCUGGGUACACUCCUCUAGCCACUCACCGGGUGGAAACCCCAGGCCAACUCCCCAUGUGCCAAACCCCCUACCGCAUCCCUGAAGCAGUGCGGGAGAGUAUGCGCAAGGAAAUUUGAUGAGAUGCUCCAACUGGGGGUGAUUGAGCCCUCAGACAGCCCCUGGGCCUCUCCCGUAGUUCUUGUACCAAAGCAGGAUGGUACGACCCGCUUCUGCGUGGACUACCGGAGGUUGAAUGAGAAAACGGUAUCAGACGCGUAUCCUAUGCCUAGGAUAGAUGAGCUGCUAGACUGGAUGGCCAGAGGCCAAUACCUCACUACAAUAUAAUCUGUGUAAGGGGUAUUGACAGAUUCCCUUGGCUCCGGAUGCUAUCUCUAAGUCAGCCUUUGUCACCCCAUUCGGCCUGUACCACUUUAAAGUCAUGCCGUUUGGGCUGAAAAACGCUCCGGCUACCUUCCAGCGGAUGGUGGACCGACUCCUCAGUGGGUUCCAGUGCUACUUAGACGAUACUGCCAUUUUUAGCAAUACCUGGCAGGAGCACUUGGCCUAUAUAGGAGCGGUUCUAGACAGGAUUGGGGAGGCCGGUCUGACGUUGAAACCGGCUAAAUGCAGUAUAGGAAUGGCCAAGGUACAAUACCUGGGACAUCGAGUGGGCUGUGGAAACAGAAACCCGAACCAACCAAAGUAGAGGCCGUAGCCCAAUGGCCCACUCCUAGGACUAAGACUCAGGUGCUAGCAUUUCUCAGGACAGCGGGAUACUAUAGGAAGUUUGUCCCCAAUUAUAGCGCCCUGGCCAAACCCCUUACUGACCUGACCCGUAAGAACCUUCCCCGCCAAGUAACCUGGAGUGUGAGCAGGCAUUCCAACAUCUGAAAAAUGCACUCUUGGCAGCUCCCAAUCCAACUAAACGUUUUCUUGUUCACACAGACGCUUCUAUGUUUGGAUUGGGGGCAGUGCUGAGCCAAGUCGGGGCCGAUGGCGGAGAACAUCCCGUGGCUUACCUCAGUCGCAAGUUGUUACCCAGAGAAGUAAGCUACGCCGCCAUCGAGAAGGAAUGCCUGGCUGUGGUGUGGGCCCUAAAGAAGUUGCAGCUGUAUUUGUAUGGACAGCCCUUUUCUUUGCUCACGGAUCACAACCCGUUAGUAUGGCUAAACCGGGUGGCUGGGGACAAUGCCAGGCUGCUGUGCUGGAGUUUGGCGCUGCAGCCCUUUGACUUUAACAUUCAGUACCGCCCGGGCAAACAAAAUGGAAAUGCUGACUGGUUAUCUAGACAAACAGACUUGGAAAAAUGAUCCAUGAGCACCCCGGACAUUCCCAAGCCGAUCCGUGCUGGAUCAGACUCUGUAUGCUGGCUUGUGGGCAAGGGGGAGCAGUGUAGCGGAUGGCAUUGGGCUGUCCUAAAAAUUACAGUUAUUCCUAUGUGUUUGGUUGAAUUGUAACCUAUGUAUGUGAAAUGUAUGCAGCAUUCGCUGAUUGUUCGGUAGAAUCACUGCAAGUUAUUAUGAGAGUGAAACUACCGAACAGUCAGACCACCCAAGUAGUAAGUGUGCCUCCAAUUACCGUUUACACGAAUUGGCAAUUCGUGUAGUGGGUUCUUUGUUCUCUGGGUUGCCGCCAUUCGGGAGAUGAACACGUGGCGGCGGCCAUUUUAAACUCCCGAACAGCGUUGUUUUGCCGUCGAGUGUCUGGAACUCAAAUCGGACACUCUGCUAGGCAAACACCGCUGAGACCUCCACACUGCCCUUAAAUUCGGAUAGAAACUACCGAUCGCCCACCCGUUUGGUAGGAAGAAAUAUCCGAACAAAGGUAUUUAUGCGAACUCUCCCUAGUCUCCAUAGCCCAAGUCUUUCGUGCAGUUUAUUCCCUUUUUCUGUGACCGACCGCAGGGCCAAAACACAUGGAACCAAUUUCGUCUGUUCCCUCCAGCGCAGUCUGUCUUUUUAUUACUUCUAAAGAUUUCCCGAACCCCUGGUCCGAUCUGGGUGAUUUUUGGAUAUGUCACUCACCCAGAUCAGGGCUACCAGGGGAUGUAUAUUUAAAGGGGUACGCCUAUGUUUCCUAUGUUUAGGAAUUUGUGUCCUGCAUAAUGGGAUUAUGAGUCAGGGAGGAGGAGAUGUGUGGGUGGCUACUCAUGUAUGAUUUGAUACUGUACUAAUGAUUGUAAAUCCCUCCCUUGCAUGGGAGAAUGCUUUAACCCCCUAAGGACACAUGACAUGUGUGACAUGUCAUGAUUCCCUUUUAUUCCAGAGGUUUGGUCCUUAAGGGGUUAAAGGCAGGUUGAGUGAUUAAAAGUUCAGUUCUGCUCCUGAUGCUGUGUUUCGUCCAGUCAUUGGGAUUGAUGUUGGGAUAUUGUUGGAUUGUUUUGCCUGCUGAAAACCUUGCCUUAUGUAUUUAUAAUACUUGUUCCUGAGCCUCACUGGGAUCUUAAGUGGAGAUAACCUGUGGAAUAUCAGCUCUCCGCUACAGACAUUAUAAUAUAAAUAUAAUAUAUAUAUAUAUAUAAAUUACAUACAUACACACACACACAUAUGUUUUAUUAGCAUCAACUUUUUUAUUUUUUUUUAUUUUACACAUGCAGGGAGGCUGCCUGUCAGCACAGACAGUUCCCCUGCAGGCAGACACUUGGACACCUGUUGUUACCAUACUGUUGAGCGAUCACGUGGCCGCGGGUUCGUAAUCUGCCGCGGGGAGACUGCCUGGGCUGUCAGACAUUCUCCCCACACCAGGAGCAACGCCGAUUGCUGCCGGGGGAACAACGGCGAUCGGGUAAGGACAUCUUACCGUUAUGACGGUUCAGGACAUUCAGCGGUCCUCAUGGGGAUUUUUUCCGAUGACGGUCCUGAAGGGGUUAAUAGUAAAAUACACUUCGAGUGACGUUAAUUUUAUAUAUAUGUAUAUAUUAAAAAUAAUCAAAUGAAUUAAAAAAAUAAAUAUAAUAAAAUUAUAAAAAUAUAUUUAACAAAAAUUAUAAAACCGGUUUUAAUUUGUUCUUACUGUGUUUUGAUAUUAAUAUACAUAUAUAAUACAUUCUAAAUACAUUUAGAAUGUUAUAAAUGCAAAUAUGUAUCUAUUAAAAAAAUAAUUUAUAUAUAUAUAUAUAAUAUAUAUAUAUAUAUAUAUUAUAUAUAUAUAUAUAAAUUUUUUUUUUUUUUUUUACAUAUUUGGUAAUUUUAUUAAUUGCAAUCUGAGGGACCUGCCCGACAACCCAGGCAGAAAGUCCAGAGAAUUCGGCUCACAAGCCCUGUAUUUAACCCUGUAACUUUCCAGGACACCAUAAAACCUGUACAUGAUUUACUGUACAUGUACUGUUUUUCUCAGGAGACUUCACUGAACACAAAUACUAGUGUUUAAAAACAGUAAAACAUAUCACAACGAUGAUAUUGUCAGUGAAAAUGCUGGGAUUUUUUUUUAUUUUUUUUUUGCAUUUUUCACACACAAACUGUACUUUCACUGACUAUGUUGUGAUACGUUUUACUGUUUUGAAACACUAAUAUUUGUGUUCAGCAAAGUCUCCCGAGUAUAACAAAACCCCCCAUAUACAGGUUUUAUGGUGUUUUCAAAAGUUACUAAGUCAAGUAAAAGGCUUGAAUUUUUUUUUUUUUUUUCAAUUUGAAAUUUGACCGAUCGGUUAUGUUGCCUUUGAGAGCGUAUGGUAGCCCAUGAAUGAGAAUUACCCCCAUGAUGGCAUGCCAUUUACAAAAGUAGACAACUCAAGGUAUUGCAAAUGGGGUAUGUCCAGUCAUAUUUAGUUGCCACAUAGUCACAAACACUGGCCAAAGUUAGCGUUCAUAUUUGUGUGUGAAAAAUGCAAAAAACUAAAUUGAAUGCUAAUUUUGGCCAAAAUUAGCAUUCAAUUUAGUUUUUUGCAUUUUUGAAACAAAAAAAAAGUGGCUACUAAAAAAACUGGACAUACCCCAUUUGUCAUCCUUUGGGUUGUCUACUUUUGCAAAUGGUAUGCCAUCAUGGGGGUAAUUUUCAUUCCUGGGCUACCAUUUGGUCUCAAAGGUAACAAAACCAGUCUGGCAAAUUUCAAUGUGUUUAAACUAAAAAUGUAAUGUGCUAUAUUUGACCCUCUAACUUUCCAAAACACCAUAAAACCUGAACAUUGGGGGGUACUGUUUUACUUGUGAGACAUCGCUGAAUACAAAUAUGUGUACUUUAUUGCAGUAGCAGCUUGUAUUGUGACAUUCACAGUUAAAAUGCCAUGCAGAACUAAAAAAAUAAUUUCUUAAAUUCUAUUUUUCUUAAUUUUAUUCAUAUUAACUUAUGUUUAUUAUACAAAUAUUUGAUGUGACAUAAAAGCCCUGCAUCUCCUGAACAAAAUUAUAUACGAUAAGUGUGGGUGCACAUAACAUGAAAGAGGCGAAUUACGCCUGAACAGAUAUAUAGCGCAAAUUCAAGGUUUUGUUUGCGUUUUAUGUUUUGAUCACAACUUGUACAACUGCCUCAGUCCUUAAGAGGUUAAGCGUUACAUGGUUUAGCAUAAGGUUAAGAAGGUGUUGCAGAACUCUGGCCACUGGUACCUCUUUAUUGAUAUGAAGUGGUUUUAAUAUCCAGAGUGUUCCUUUAACUUUUUGGAGCGAAUCUAUGUAUUCAUCAGAGCCUAAAUUCUGCUCUCUAGUCCAGAGUAGAACUUUUUAUAUAAAUGAUGUGCGAUAUAUGUAAAAAGAACACAUUUUCAAACCUUACAGGAUGAUAUGAAUAAUUUCCCAUAAUUCACAGAAGAUUAUUAAAGUUCCUACACCUUGACGUUAGUAGCAGAACUCAUGGUAGCUCCGUGUGAUAUGCACUUCUACCUAACGUUAAUAGGUUUAGAUUUAUUAACCCUUUCCCGACAUUAGGGUGUGCUAUGCCGUCCUACGAAAGGAGGACUUUAACACACCCUAUCAAUUGGGCCCUCCCUCCAGCCCAAAUACUCAUUCUCGUCGCCGGAUCUGAUUGGGGUACACUGCCUGACAGUCCAGUCAGUCCCCUUCCAGCCGAUCCGAGUCAUGUGAACUGCCUGGGUUGUCAGGCAGAUCACACAACAUUCAACUAAUAAAAUCCCUUAAUUAUGUAAAAAUAUUACAGAAAUAUACACUUAUAGAAUUAAACUAUGUAUACACACAUUUAAGUCUAAGUGUAUAUUUCUGUAUUAUUUUUACAUAAUUAAGUGAUUUUAAUAAAUGUAUGUUGGAAUCUGCCUGACAACCCAGGCAGAAAGUCCAGAUAAUUUAAUUUGCAAGCCUUAUAUUUGACUCUGUAAUUGUGCAGGUGGGUUAUUUAUUGUACUCGUGAGAUUUCAAGGAAUACAAAUGUAACGGACCGUUUUGCACAAAAGGGGAAAAAAACGCUUAGACGAUAAUCCCCCUUUUAGAGACAGGCACAGCUACUGUAGAAUCACCAAAACUCACGAACCGCCAAUAAGUGAAUGCUCCAAACUCCCGAACGGCAUACAAUGGAAUAAGGUAGCACUCCAAAUAAAUGAACAGGAACCAUACGAAUAGCUGCUAGCAGACGAACAGGAAAAGCAGACAAUCAGCUUACACUCCUGGCAAUCAGUCUCUAACAGCAUACAGUGAAUCCCCCCAAGAACGAGACAAGGCUCCGUGUUGAGGGUCAAGCAGUGGUCUGAGGUGCUGGCACACACAGCCUGGUUUUUAUUACAGUCUUGCAAAUACAGGACCGCCCACAGGGAGGUAUAAAACAACCAAUCACAUACAGUUACAUCCCACAUAUUCCCUCCCCUUAUCCUGAGAGGAAACUCAAUUACACAUACAGUUAAAACAUACUUUCUACCCAACUUUCAUAACUUUAAAACCAUACAUCACAUUCACAUAAAAUUACAUAUUCACAAUCAAUCCAUUCAGGGGAACAACAUAUUAAAAAAUGGCAUGAAUCAGACCAGGGAUUCAAAAGUUAGUAAAAAGUCCUUUGUGACUAAAUGAAGCAUGGCUUUCUGGCCCAAACCAGUUUGAGUCUUCUAUCCUGGAGAUAAGUAAUUCAAUUAUCUCCCAGGACAGACACAAGACUCCAUUAAGCACAUGGUUGCAAAAAGACACAAAACACUUUAAAAUACAUAAAGUCACAUUUAUUACAUAAAACACAGACAUUUCACAUAUCCCCAGAUAGCUCAGGUCUGAGCGCACAUUAUUAAGUGAAUGGCGCUCAGACCACACGAAUACAGUUUAAUCGCCAUGGAGCCAAAGUCUUUACAGUCAGUUUCAUACGAAUGGGCUCCAUGGGAUUCCUAUCUGGGGUAUAACACAUUCAAACAAAUCUACCGAACCCCAGGCAGAAAAGCACGAAUUAAGCUUUUCUGCAGGUAAAAAAGAUGUCUUUUAACAGGGGGCCAUAGUCCAAAGGCAGCAGGCGAGCAACCAGGCUUCUCCAAUGCAAUGUGGCGAGAUUGGUCUCGUCACAACAAAUAUUAGUGUUUUUAGAGCAGCAAAACAUAUAAUGGCAAUAGUCAGCGAAGGGACAUUUUUUGCGUGAAAAAUGCAAAAAGACAAAUGUGAACACAAACUUUGGCCAGGGUUUGUGACUAAGAGGCUACUAAAAAGACUGGACAUACUCCAUUUUUAAUAAUCUAGGUUGUUUACUUUUGAAAAUUGUAUGCCAUGAUGGAGGUAAUUUUCAUUCAUGGGCUGCCAUACAGCAAAUCCCAAUCUGGCAAAUCCCAAUCUGGCAUAGUGUAUGAACUAAAAAGGGGGAAGCCCUCCUAUAUUUGACCCUGUAAUUUUCCAGAAUCCUAUAAAACCUGCACAUAAAGGCUAAUUUUGUACCCAUGAGACAUCACUGAUCACAAAUGUGUAUUUUAUUGCAGGAAAAGCUAACAGUAUUAUUAUAUUAACAGUAUUAUUAUAUUAACAGUUAAAAUACCAUGCAGAACUAAGAAAAUAACACAAUGUCUUAAUUCCUUACACAUUUUUUGAUUUUGUUCAUAUUAAAUUAUAUUUCAUACAUACAUAUUUAAAGUGAAAUUUAUAUAUAGUAAGUGUGGAUGCACUUAAUAUGAAAGAAAUUAAUUAUGGUUAAAAAGACAAAUAGCUCAAAUUCCAGGUUUUGUUUUGAUCAGAACUUGUCCAAUUGCCCCCAUCCUUAAGGGGUCAAAGGUAUCUUAUUAUUGAUAUGUCUUUUUAAAAAAUAAAUAAAAGAUUUUUACUUUAUUUGCAGUGCGUAGUUCCUUGUCACACAGCUGUUGCAAGAAAAAGUGAACUUCAAUGAACCUAUCUCCAUCCACAACCUCAGAGGGCCUGAGUGAUGCCCAGCCAGGGAGCCCAAGCUCACACCAGUUUGUACCACUAAACCCUGGAGGAGCAAAAGCAAAUGGCCCAAAUAAGAACAGCAAAAAAGGGCAACGCAUGGACCGUAGCAGCGAAGAGUAUCGACUGCGGCGGGAACGCAACAAUAUGGCUGUUAAAAAAAGUCGAUUGAAGAGCAAACAAAAAGCUCAAGACACACUGCAAAGAGUCAACCAGUUAAAAGAGGAGAAUGAAAGACUGGAGGCCAAAAUCAAGCUUCUUACCAAAGAGCUGAGUGUGCUUAAAGACCUUUUCUUAGAGCAUGCACACAACCUUGCAGACAAUGUGCAACCAGAAACUUCUGCAUCCGGGCAGGAGAGUGCAGGACAGUAACAAUCAAACAUGACUGCCAUUCACUUAUGGUCAAAUGAAAGACUUGCUGCACUCAGUUUAUAUCCUGAUACUUAGUGUAGUUGAGGCCAGAAACAACAAUGUGUGUGUAUGGUUUGGGAUCUUAUUUAUGCAGGAAGAUUACAGUGGUGCCAUUAGUGGUCCUUCAGUAACAAGUACACUUGCCUUUUUGACAUUAUCAUUAGAUAUUGCUUUACUUGACAGUGAAAAGGAGUUUGCAAAAAACAAAGUUAAUAUUUCAAUGUAAUCUCAACAUGACUAUUUAAAAUCUCACAAUAUUGGUUUACCCCCGAAUAUUCUACCUAAUCAAGUUUUAUAUUUGUAGAAUGAAUGUGGUUUUAAUGUCUCCCCCACCCCACCCCUUUCUUUAUUGUACAGAUAUACGGCAGUGCUACAAUUGACUGUAAACCUUCAACUUUAGUUCAAUUUAUACAAAAGCACAUUCAACAAAUAUCAAAUGUAUAGUAAUGGUUAUGGGGAAAUGCCUGGUUUUACUUUUAUUGCUCAAAGAAGUCUGCAUUUUUCCUGCAGAUAAAGGACAUCUCUGCAUUGUCUGGUCCACAACCAUGGAAUAAAUAUUAUUGACGCUUGUGAUAGUUUAUUUCUGUCAUUGCACAGCACUCAUUACUUUGUUCCUUGAAGUGUUUGACUUCUUCUGCAAUAAAAUACAUAAUGGACACAUCCCAUAACUUUACAUAUGUAUUUGAAUCAUGUGCUAUUUCAUAAUAAAAAAUAAAAUAAAAAAUCAUGCAAAUGCAUUACUGGCCAUGUUGAAAUACUUGCCUCUCAUUUGGAUGUCUUGUAAUUUUGCGAAACAUUGGAUUUUAUAUGUAAGGUUAUAAUAACUUCAUGUUAGGUGGUGUCGGUAACUAAUGUAAGUUUUAGCAUAAUAGAAAUAUGGCAAUGUGGUGAUUUUUUUUUUUUUUACACGAUAUAAUAUAUAUAUAUAUAUAUAUGAUCUUUGUCUAAAACAUGUUUUGGUUGUAAAUCUUUUGAGUUGUUAGUAAUAACAUUUCAUGAGGGGGGAAAAAAAUCAACCAAUCUUCUUUAUUUAAAAAAACAAUUAAUUGACCGUAACAGGCUGCCGUAUCAUAGAUAUGACUGUUGGCAGCUUGGAACAUUUAAAGGGCUUUUCAGUUUUGUUUGCAGCUACAUGCAAGGGACUUGAAAAUCCACCUAGAUGAUAAACCUGUGUAUUGAUUUUGUAUUUUAAACUUCAUGUAGUUGCUGUUAAAACUGCUGGCAGGGCUAUUGUUUAACUGGAUCUGCUAGCAGUCCAUGCAGUUUUCUUGCAGCCAGUGCUCUAGGUAAAUGGGCUGACCUGAACAUAAUUGUCCAUAUGGACCUGUGUUGUGGAGAACAUCUAAGGUGUCAGUUGUCAUGCCUUGUGUAUAGCAUCACAAACAAAAUAGGAUUUAAAGAAACUAAACAAAAAAAAAGGACAAACCAUUUUUAAAAAGUUUUUUUUUUUUUUUUAAAUUUAUUUUUCAAAUUAAAAGUAAGCCUGCUUUCAGACUUGAGAACUUGCUAUAUUGAGUAGAAUUUCAUUAUAGGCUGCCUGAGAACUGUCUAGUUGUAGGAACUGACCACUGUGCCUUAAUAGAAAAUUGAUAAUGUUGAACCAAUUUUAAAUUUAAUUUUGAAUGAAAUAAAAUGUUUGAAGUUAAGUGUAA
Molecule: messenger RNA, 38991 nt
Organism: Pelobates cultripes (western spadefoot toad)
Lineage: Eukaryota; Metazoa; Chordata; Amphibia; Anura; Pelobatidae
Source: the annotation of a GenBank genome assembly